UUAAAUAAACACAGACAGGCGAUCAUUUCCACUGCCAAACAAACGUGUACAUAAUUUGCGUGCAAAUAAACAUUCAACGGAAUUUUUAAUUCGUUCAACACUAUUUUUUAAUUUACCAAACAAAGGCAUGGAUAGUUUUAGUUUGUUGUUUAGUUUCCUUUUAUAUGCUGGAUCGGUGAAGACGAGUGAGAAUGAGAACGCAACAAAUCUCCAGUGUUACGCCUGCUUUGCAACAGGCGGGGAUAAUGAAUGUGAGCAAUUCAAAACCUACAAGAAGGCUAUGGAUGGCAUCAAAAGCUAUUCUCACUAUCUAAAGAACUGUACACCUCCAUACAAUCAAUCUUGUAUAAUAGAGACAUUUUCCGCCAAUGGACUGACCGUAUCUCACAUCCGGGAUUGCAGCAACGGCGAGUUCUUCUCGUUUAAUUCGGCAGAAGAAAAAAAGAAGCCUGCGUAUACAAGAUUGUACGACUUGACCAACAACAAUGAGACGGCUUGUGUAUGGGACGGAGAAAAACAAGUCUGUCUCUCUAAAUGUGACAGUGAUUUUUGUAACGGCCCUGUAUUUGACAGCGCUCCGGAUGGACAAAGCGUUUCUUUGACUGUGAUGUCUAUUGUUGGACUCCAUCUACUCCUGUUGAUUUUAUGUUGGAAUGAUGGUGCAAAAUUUGAAUAAAUAUUUGUAUUUAAUUGCAAUAAUAUUAUGAAUAUUGUUAAACGCCUAUCUCUUGUCUAUAAAGAUAUCAUUGUUAUAUAAUGACCAAAGGAAGUGGACAUUUGAAAUUGAUUAAAACAUUGAACAAGGAAGAUUUAAAUCCCAACAAAAAUAUUAUUGAACACUCAUUUAAACGAUGAUAACGGCAAUUGAUUUUGUUAUCUUAAUCCUGACUUUUAUUAAAGGCUGUGUAUCAGCUUUGUUUAAACGUUUUUCAAUU
Mya arenaria is the source of this 935-nucleotide messenger RNA. RefSeq lists its product as uncharacterized. The transcript is spliced from 5 exons. NCBI's taxonomy places the organism in Eukaryota, Metazoa, Mollusca, Bivalvia, Myida, Myidae. The record is from RefSeq and is a predicted model, not a curated record. Bases 128 to 676 code for a protein of 182 amino acids.